AGAAGAACGCUCUAGCUUCGCUCGGCCUGUCAUUGGGGCCGUCCUCGUCGAAGCGAAUACAGCGGCUCCAGAAAGGCUCCGAGAGGCGAUAGGCACCUGAAAGCACCCGGACCCUUGCUUGCAUCGACGCCGCAGAAAGAGCACUCACCAUGGAGAAACAGGACAUAUUUGCAAUCUUGCGCACCGACAUCGGCGAAGAAGGCGUCGAGAGAAAACUGGAGCAAGAACGUCGAAAGCUUCGGCGAAAAAGAAAGAGGAUUCGGGAACAGCUGCACAUGGAAAUGGAGGCCCUUGGACUGCAAGCGCAACAAGAAGAGGCCGCGGAGCAAGCCGCCAAGCAUCACACGCAUUCAAGCAGGACAUCAAGGACAACCAAAACUGAUGUCGACAGGGUGUCAGUCCAUCAGGCAACGACUUCAAGCAAGUCAUCGAAAGCAACCAGAACUACAGUUGAAGCAGAGAAGGCCUCAGUGAAGACAGAGACGCCCUCGAAGUAUUCAAAGGUGACCCGAAGGAAGUACCGAAAAUUCUGCUUUAAUAAAUUUCUGAGUCGACCACCUUAA
This is a messenger RNA of Dermacentor andersoni, 563 nucleotides long. The record is from RefSeq and is a predicted model, not a curated record. Lineage: Eukaryota; Metazoa; Arthropoda; Arachnida; Ixodida; Ixodidae.